Messenger RNA from Zymoseptoria tritici IPO323, 1535 nucleotides. RefSeq lists its product as uncharacterized. The record is from RefSeq and is a predicted model, not a curated record. NCBI's taxonomy places the organism in Eukaryota, Fungi, Ascomycota, Dothideomycetes, Mycosphaerellales, Mycosphaerellaceae. The transcript is spliced from 4 exons. Gene Ontology annotation, molecular function: flavin adenine dinucleotide binding; acyl-CoA dehydrogenase activity. Bases 131 to 1465 code for a protein of 444 amino acids.
UUAUUGAGAUCAAAGAUUCGUCAAAGGCCCGAAUGAUUGCCGACAAGAAUAUCGAAACGCCUUCACAAGAGCUCAGCCAUACUCUCGAAUAGUUCGUCUUCUCAAGUGGCCAGGGAGUCCAUCGUCGCCGAUGUCACUUCUCAUGAUGGCCACGCCAGUGAAGACACUAAUCCGCUCUUUCCGACCUCAAACAGCAUAUAACGUCUUGAGACCAUGUACAACACGGGUUCGAUUUAUGCAGGCUCAACAAACAAGAGAAGUUCAUGCCCCGGCUACAGAGUACCUCCAAUCAUACAAUGUUGACUGGACAGAGUCUCAACAAUCCGUCAGAGAAGCGAUUGCGAAGAUCUGUACCAAAUAUCCAGAUGAGUACUGGCUAGAAAAGGACAACAAGCACGAGUUCUCCUUGGACCUACACCAAGACCUAGCGAAAGCCGGAUGGCUGGGAAUCUGCAUGCCCGAAGAGUACGGAGGCUCAGCUCUCGGCAUCUCAGAAGCAUCCGUAAUGAUGCAAACACUUUCGGAGUCCGGAGGCGGCAUGGCAGCUGCGUCCUCAGUGCACAUGAACAUCUUCGGUCUCGAGCCUGUGGUCAAAUUCGCAUCGGAAGAACAGAAGCAACGGUGGCUGGUCCCACUCAUCGCUGGCAAGGAGAGGGCUUGCUUUGGUGUUACAGAGCCCAAUACUGGCUUAGACACGUUGAAGUUGCAAUCGCUCGCUGUCAAGAAUUCGGAUGGCAAGUCGUACAGUGUUAGCGGCAGCAAGAUCUGGACGUCGACUGCUCAAACGGCACAGAAGAUCUUGCUCCUCGUUCGAACCACGCCACUGGAUGAGGUCAAGAAACCGACCCAGGGUUUGUCAUUGUUCUAUACCGAUCUCGACAAGAAGCAAGUUCAAGUCACCGAGAUCCAGAAGAUGGGUAGGGCCGCUGUAGACAGCAACGUCUGCUUCUUCGACGGCUGGCAGGUUCCAGCGGAAGACUUGAUCGGAUCGGAAGGUGAAGGCUUCAAGCAGAUCAUGCAGGGCAUGAAUGCGGAGCGAAUCCUGAUCGGAGCUGAAGCGCUUGGGUUGGGCUUUUGCUCGUUGAGGAAGGCGGCCUUAUAUGCCAAAGAUCGCCACGUUUUCGGACGGCCAAUUGGCAAGAACCAAGGCAUCCAGCAUCCUCUUGCGGACUCGUGGAUGAAGGUCGAAGCUGCAAGAUUAAUGGUUUAUCAGGCGGCGCGGAUGUACGAUGCUGGACACAGCACGGGGGAGUAUGCUAAUGCAUGCAAGUAUUUGGCCGCUGAUGCGGCUUUCGAAGCGGCUGAGAGGGCAGUGUUGACGCAUGGUGGCAUGGGAUACGCAAAGGAGUAUCAUGUCGAGCGCUAUUUUCGGGAGGCGAUGUUGCCAAGGCUUGCGCCUGUAAGUGGUGAGAUGAUCAAGAACUAUAUUGCUGAGAGGGUGCUUGGCUUGCCUAGGUCAUAUUGAUAGCAAGAAGAAGAUAAUUUUUGUCUUCUGCGAUACAGAGCUAUAUCUGCUGCCGCCCAGCUUCUAUGCG